Messenger RNA from Pecten maximus, 3087 nucleotides. RefSeq lists its product as uncharacterized. Lineage: Eukaryota; Metazoa; Mollusca; Bivalvia; Pectinida; Pectinidae. The coding region runs from base 2149 to 2979 and encodes 276 amino acids. The transcript is spliced from 7 exons. The record is from RefSeq and is a predicted model, not a curated record.
GUACUUAAGAUAUAUAACGCAUUUUCGCAAUUUCAUCUGAAGGUUUCCCUUGGCCAUUAGUAGAGCUUGCAAUUUGGAUGUCUGAUGAAAACAUGAAAGCUUACGUGGUGCCUUGUUGGAUUUUGACAGUUAAAGUUUGAUAUCGCUAUUUCUAAGGGAAUGCUGUUCUAGAAACAUUGUUAUCCAUGUAUGGUCAAUAUUGAGACUGAUAAGAAAAAGAAUAUGACCAACUAGCGGCAAUCAUUAAUUUUACACAUCGAAUGUUUGAGUACGUCGUCGCCUCUCCAAAAUUAAACAUAUUUUAUAUUUUGAAACUGAACGGAACACAUUGUUAAAUAGCGGCCUUCGUGGAUACUAUAAUUUGCGAGCUGUUACUACUUGUCUCAAGAAAGUAUCACCAGAAUCUCCCUAUAACAAAUGUAAGUUCCCCCUUUGUCACUUAUUUUGAAUGUUGAAAUUUUGACGUACCUGGUAGGCGGUAAUCUUGAAAAGCUUGUUAUCGCUAUUUCUCAAGGAAUGUCUAUUUUGCCUUCCUCUAAUUUCAGACGAGGUCUGCUCUUUGACCCCUAAUUGUGCAUGUUCAAUAUGGAGACUGUUUAAAAACCAAAUUGUCGACAGGAGCUUGCUAUCACAGUUUCUGUAUUUGUUCUAAUUAUAUUUGUAGGUUCUUCGUCACUAACGCUUGUGUGAUGCAACAAGUUGAUAUAGUUAAGAUAGAAGGGGGGGGACAAAUGUACAUAGAAUAUUAAACUAACAUAGAACCAGUCCACACGGUAGUGGGCUCCUCUGGGAUCUUAUAUUCGAGAAUAGAUUUUAAUAUCAUCAAUUGUAAUGAAAAUAUACCAUAAUGUAAUCAUGUUAGUAUAAAACGUGUCCUAUCAUAGCAUGUGAUUCGGAAAGGUACAUUUUAUAACCAGGUGAGAUAGUUUCCCGUUAAUCACCGGAAUAUUGGAAAUCCUUGCCGACUUAACAAACAUGUGUUUAUCUGUAUUUUAGACUAGUGCCUUUGUCAUGUAUCAUCAUAUAAAUGUAUACAUUGUACACGCGAAGACCAGUUUAGUGUAUAGCGUAUUUACAUAUGCAAAUAUCGUCAAAUUCCAAAUUUAUAUCAAAGUACAAGUGAUGAUUUGCAAAUCUUGCCUAUUUUCUUCAGCCUUACUUAGUGAAAUCGUAAAUUAUACAUCCACGUGGAUUUUUUUAUGCUUUAUUGAAUAAAAUAUCAACCACACGUACCAAAUCUCAACUAAUAGUUAGAAUAUACAAAUCGUAAUGCGUUAUACAGUUAAUAAAUUAGAAUGUCUUAAUUAAGGCGAAUAUCUUAUGUAAGUUUAAAACAGGUUUAAAGUAUCAAAACUUGAAAAAUAAAUAUUUGUAUCACGGAGUUGUGAGUUGUUUGCCAUAAUUAUACUUUAACAAAUGUCGCUUUCUCAAAUACACGUGAUCGACUUAAGUUGUUUGUCACCGAGUUCAGUUUCUACCGACGACUUACACUUAAUGAGUUUUGUAGACAAGGAAGGUCGUUUGAUAAAUAUGAAGUUGUCAGUGCUGACAACCAAAUACAUCUGUUUAAAGACAACACGUAUUCAAUCCAAUAUCCAGAGCACACAUGUUACCGAACAGUGAAAGGGAAGACGACGUACACAAAUCAAACCGAAGUUUAAACAAUGGGAUAGAGCGGAGUAUAUAAGCUGAGACAGAUUAUGAGAAUUGUCAAGAAAUCUCACUGUAAGUAUGAAACACGUAGUAUUAGGGUAGCUGUGAUAUUGUACAUUUCUACCAACUAUCAUUCUAGUUUCCAGGUAUAUUCUAUCUUAUCUAGAGGAAUAUUGAUAUCGAUACUAUCAUCAAGCUGAUAUCGUGAAAAAAAUAUGAAGAUUUUUUAUCAUAUUUUGCUGAUAUCUCGAGGUAUAUCUAUGCCAUUUUUAUUGUGUUGAUAUCUCGAGAAGUAUCGAUACAUUUAGGUUUAUUUUGCUGGUAUUGCGAAGAUUGCGGGUGCUAUUUUAUUAUUCCUAGGAAAUAUGGUACAUAUAUGAUUUUCAAUAAGAAAUAAUUAAAUUUCCCCUCCGUAAGAUUUACAUUCGCUAGUUGGACAUAGUGUUAUAUGUUGCUAUUAUUGACCGUUUUUGUUUCAGCUCAACCUUGGCAGUCAUGGAGUGGUACACACUUUUACCCUUCGUCACCAUUCUUCUUGUCUGUAUGACAGAAGGGCGAAGUCCGCCUAUGUGUGAACACGACGGAAUGUAUUACACUGAUGGGGAGACUGUUACCUACGGAUGUACCACGGCCAUGUGUUAUCGAGGAAGGAAGUGGAGAAUAACAAAAGCUAAGUGUCUGUUCCGAGAUAGGUGCCUGAGGGACGGACAGACAGUGAAUGCCGGAGAGUGCCAAACUGUUCAGUGCAGAAUAAACAAAAGGAUGACGAAAACCAAACUUGUGUAUAAAACAGAUUGCCCAUGGAAAGGCGACUGCAUUAAGAACAGGGAAACCUGGAUGGAAGGCUGCUUCAAAUACCGAUGUCGGGCGAAAAAAGAUACAGCGAAGGUCGAGAUUGUAAAGAAAGGGUGUGAAUGGGAGCCAGAAGAAAAGUGCUAUAAACUUAAUACCAUAAAGACUGAUUCGUGCAUGCAGUACCAAUGCCAAGAGGAUUCCAACGGGGCUGUAGGUUUCGUGUUAGUACGCCCAGCGUGUGUUAAGAUCGGCUCACGUGGCUGUGCUAAGCCCAAGGAAGAGUGGUGGGAUUUCCGCACGUGCAGUCAUUACAAGUGUGUUAUAUUAACUGACGACAAUGGGAACGUAGUGGGUGCUCAACCUCAGGUUGAACAAGGGUGCGAAUACGAGGGAAAGUGCUACGGAAAUGGCGAACAUUUUGACGUCGACGACGGAUCAUGUUAUUGCAGCAACGGAGAACUGAUGUGUGUCGGUAAGCCAGUCACUGCUGUCACAGGACGAAGCACAAGACCACCAAUUACAGUUUGGUAGCCGCGAUUAGUAGACAUAUCGCUAAUUACUAACAGUUAAUCAUAGGUAUAUGUCUGUCGACCCAACAAGGGGACCACUUCAACAAUUUUAAAUAAACCAGUAUCAAAA